Messenger RNA from Protopolystoma xenopodis, 255 nucleotides. The record is from the annotation of a GenBank genome assembly. Lineage: Eukaryota; Metazoa; Platyhelminthes; Monogenea; Polystomatidea; Polystomatidae.
AUGGCAAAAGCGGCAGUCCGUCGCCAGCCUGACUUACCGCAGAGCAGGGUCAGUAGAAUGGCCAGCAUCGUGGUGGAAAAGCCCGGAGUUGGCAUGACAGAGGUAGAUGUUGCCUGUUCGAGGCGGAGAAAUUUGCAGAAAAAUUCCGAUAGAAGUUCAGCCCAGUUACUGCGGCCCGGGGCAGGGCAGAGCACAACACAGCACAGCACAGCACAGCACAGUACCGCGUGGGGAAUAGUGAAAGUUGGGGACUAG